Lolium perenne is the source of this 1494-nucleotide messenger RNA. RefSeq names its product ASC1-like protein 1. Gene Ontology annotation, biological process: ceramide biosynthetic process. The record is from RefSeq and is a predicted model, not a curated record. Gene Ontology annotation, molecular function: sphingosine N-acyltransferase activity. Gene Ontology annotation, cellular component: membrane; endoplasmic reticulum. Lineage: Eukaryota; Viridiplantae; Streptophyta; Magnoliopsida; Poales; Poaceae.
AGAAAAGUUUCUUCCAAGUUUGCGACCAACCCCGAGACCGCGCCAGCCGGGUCGCGGGAGCAGUCCAAACUCCCAAGUCCAGAGCCACCGAGUUGUUGAGUGCGGCGGGGGGAGUCCAGUCCCAUCGGCGGCGUUAGCUUGACCGGAUUCUCCUCUAUCUGGCAACCGGAGUUGGGCACGACGAUGGCGUGGCUCGCGGCGGCGGCGGAGCGCCUCCUGUCGGCGCUGGACUGGGAGCGCGAGGCCUACCCGGCGUACGAUGACUUCCUCGCGCUCCCCCUCUUCGCCCUCUUCUUCCCGACCGCCCGCUUCCUCCUCGAUCGCUUCGUCUUCGAGAGAGUUGCUAGGAAACUUAUGUUCGGAAAUGCACAUGACAAGGCUGAUCAUAAAGCAGAGCAAACGAAAAAGAGGAUAAGAAAAUUCAAGGAAUCGGCUUGGAAGUGCAUUUAUUUCCUAUCUGGAGAGGUGUUGUCUUUGUUGGUCACGUAUAAUGAGCCUUGGUUCACAAACACCAAGUAUUUUUGGGUGGGACCUGGCGAACAGGUUUGGCCGGAUCAAAAGACAAAAUUGAAACUUAAGGCUGUCUAUAUGUAUGCUGCUGGAUUCUACACAUACUCAAUAUUCGCACUUAUGUUCUGGGAAACAAGGCGUGCAGAUUUUGGUGUCUCAAUGUCGCAUCAUGUUACAACUGUUGUGCUGAUAAUUUUAUCCUAUGUAUUCAGGUUUGCUAGAGUUGGUGCAAUUGUACUGGCAAUUCAUGAUGCAAGCGAUGUGUUUUUAGAAAUUGGGAAGAUGUCCAAGUAUAGCAAUUGUGAUUGGCUUGCAAAUGUUGCAUUUCUUCUUUUUGUUGUUUCAUGGGUUCUUCUCCGCCUCACAUAUUUUCCGUUCUGGAUUCUCAGAAGUACAAGCUAUGAAGUUCUGUUGACUCUGGAUAAGAAGAAGCACAAUUUUGACGGGCCAAUAUAUUACUAUGUGUUCAAUUCCCUUUUGUUUUCACUACUUGUUCUUCACAUAUAUUGGUGGGUUCUAAUAUAUCGGAUGCUUGUGAGACAACUUAAGACAAGAAAUGUUGGAGAUGAUGUUCGAUCUGACUCUGAAGAGGAAGACGAGCAUGAAGAUUGACUGCUGUUGUGAUGAUAUAAAGGAACAUCAACACAUAUGUUACAGCUUAAUUAUGUAUUCUUUUCCUGCAUUGUGGGAAUAUAAGACUAUGUGGAGAUUGCUGUAGGAUCAUGUAUACACGACAUCAUGCAGUUCACCCCAUAGCUGUUAAAUUACAGUCAUUUUUUGGGAAAAGCAGGCAAUAUUUUUUGGCUGCUCACUCUGUAGAAAGACUAUAUAGUCAUUUAUGUACCAGAAAGGAAAGUGUACCAGCAAUUGAAGUGUUAGUUCCAACCUAGAAAGACUGAUUAUAUUCAAUUAUGUAAGUUUAAUUGAAGUUUCAGUUCCAAUCCACAACGAGUGAUUAUAUUCGAUUAUGUAAUGUUUUUCUUA